Triticum turgidum subsp. durum (durum wheat) is the source of this 1419-nucleotide messenger RNA. The record is from the annotation of a GenBank genome assembly. Lineage: Eukaryota; Viridiplantae; Streptophyta; Magnoliopsida; Poales; Poaceae.
AUGUUACAAAGACCGCGAUCUUUUCAGUUACUUGCCAAUGCGCAUGGUGCAAGGGCGCACCAAGGCACGAACGCCAUGGCUACUACUCCUACGGCAAUCCACGCUGCUUCGCUCUUCUUCCCUCCCACUCCGACCAUGGCGCCGGCCCCUCGGAAGCCAUUGCCGUUGCUCCUCCUCUCCUUCUCCUUCCCCGUCCUCCUCCUACUCCUCUCCCUUGUCUUCCUCCUAUCGCACACCACCUUCAGCCUCCUCCUCUGCCCUCUCCUGCCGCAGUCACCUUCGAGGUCAGCAAAUGCCACAACGACCGGCGCUGCCGCCGCCGCCGCCGCUGGCCUUGACGUCUCCAUGGACAGGACCCUGCUCGCGUUUCACGUCUCGGCUUCGCCACCGCCGCCGGUGCCUCCUCCCCCUCUUGCACCUACUCCACCGGUUAAGAGUAAGAAGAACAGCAAGAAAUCCUCCACGAAGCGAAACAAGGGCCUCUUCAAGCGCCUGAUCAGGCAAGCUCCCCGGACGCGGCAGUUCGCGGCGCGCACUGCCGAGCUCUUCGCGCCGCCGUCACCGCAGCGGCCGUGUGCGCACCGCUUCUUCAUGACGUGGCUGUCCCCGCUCGAGAAGUUCGGAAGCCGCGAGGCCCUCGUCCUGGAGACCCUCUUCCGGUGGCACCGCGACGCCUGCCUCCUCAUCGCCUCCGACACCAUGGACUCCCCGGUCGGCAGCGACAGGCUCCGGCCGUUCCUCGACCGCGGCUUCCGCGUCCGCGCCGCGUCGCCGGACUUGGUGCACCUCCUGCGCGGCACGCCGGCGGAGUCGUGGCUCGGCGCGGUGCGGCGCGGGGAGGUCAGCCCGGGGAGCGUGCCGCUCGGGCAGAACCUCUCCAACCUCCUCCGCCUCGCGCUGCUCUACAAGUACGGCGGCGUCUACCUCGACGCCGACGUCGUCGUCCUCAGGCCCCUGUCGGGCCUCCGCAACGCCAUCGGGGCGCAGGCCGUGGACGCGGCCACCGGCGACUGGAUGCGGCUGAACAACGCCGUGAUGGCGUUCGACCGGGGCCACCCGCUGCUGCGCGAGUUCAUCGCCGAGUUCGCCGCCACGUUCGACGGCAGCAAGUGGGGACACAACGGGCCCUACCUGGUGUCGAGGGUGACGCGCCGGAUGCCGGAGCUCGACGUCACGGUGCUGCCGCCGCGGGCGUUCUACCCCGUGGACUGGAACAAGAUCGGCGGGCUGUUCAUGGCGCCCAAGGACAGGAAGGAGGAGAAGUGGGUGCAGGCCAAGGUGGACAACAUCAGAGGUGGGAGCUUCGGCAUCCAUCUGUGGAACAGGGAGAGCAGAGGGAUCGAAAUGGAGGAGGGGAGCGUGAUCCGAAGGUUGAUUUCGGACGGCUGCUUGUUCUGCAAUUCUUCCGUCGUUGCAUGA